This is a messenger RNA of Ectocarpus sp. CCAP 1310/34, 1128 nucleotides long. The record is from the annotation of a GenBank genome assembly. Lineage: Eukaryota; Phaeophyceae; Ectocarpales; Ectocarpaceae.
CUCUGCCAGAUCAGUCAAGCGACGAAAUGUUCAGUGCUUCGAGGGGUGCCCUUGCAAGGAGUCGGAAGUCCGAUGCUCUGGUGACAAGAUACAGGGCAGCACUGCUGGAUGACAACGAGAAACAGCGACGACUCAAUGACGAGACGAGGAAGCUUAAGCUGCGCAUCUCGGUGCUGGAGGCGGAGCUUAAGGAAGCGAAGCAGAACGAGGAGAGUGUGAAGGAAGCGGCAGGAACAGCCCCUGGUGUUGUUGGGAUCGACCACAACCUACUGCGUGCUUUGCAGCCUGUUGGAGUUCGCUCCCUCGUCGGUCUCAGCGACCACGAGUCUCUCGAGGUCAGUGUAUUGAGGCUUUUGUGCGCGUCAUCAGAGUACCCAAGACCGGCUGCAACGUAGGAUACAUUUACAUGUUUGUACAUCCUAGCACUUGCUUGGUCGGCCGGCUGCACGACCCUCCGUCCCUCUCUCGCUCUCGAUCUGUGAGUGUCUCUUUCUCUCUCUCUCUCUCUCUCUCUCUCUCUCUCUCUCUCUGCCCAUGUGUCCCUCCUCCUCUCCCCCUCUCUUUCUGUCUCUCUCUCUCUCUGUCUCUCCCUAAGCCGGCCAGUUCCGGGAGCGACGAGCACGCCACAUUACUGCAUGCCGCCGACACAGCAGCAGUUGUAAAAUAAGUAGAUAUGUGCUCCACAGACCGCUGCCGAAUAAUGCAUACAACAUGCAUACAGCAGCGUGUACUUGGUUGUUCUUGACGCAAAAGGCCAUUAUAACAUAUUCUGUUGAAGCGUGAGAUAGCGCGGCAGUGCGGUAUGUAAGUUCCUUCCAUUGCAUUGGUUUCGCUACCAAUCUAGCAGAGUGUGGUUCACCCCUUGUCGUUUGUCGCCUCUACAGGGUGACUGCUGCCAUUGCUGCUCUUCUAUUGAGAAAGUGGAGGGGUCGCGCUUCGUUUAACGGCAACGAAAAGGUCACGAAGGCUCCGCGCCCGUCGGAUGCAGAACCAAUAUUGUAUGUGAUAUCUACUGAUGACCGAGCCAUGCAGAUAGUUUUCAUGUGCUGAUAUCCGCAGUGCAACCUUCGUCGCAUCGUCGUUAUCAUCCCACGUGCCACCGCCUGCAGAAGUUGUACGAGUUCCUGG